Molecule: messenger RNA, 859 nt
Organism: Carassius auratus (goldfish)
Lineage: Eukaryota; Metazoa; Chordata; Actinopteri; Cypriniformes; Cyprinidae
Product: mast cell protease 1A-like
Exons: 5
Coding region: 10-774 (254 amino acids)
Biological process (GO): proteolysis
Molecular function (GO): serine-type endopeptidase activity
Source: RefSeq, a predicted model, not a curated record
GUCUUCAUCAUGAUCAUGAUCUCUCUGCUCCUGCUGGCCUCUCUGCUGCCACACCUGACCUUCACUGCUCAUGUGAACGUGGGUAUAGUGAAUGGCAGGUUGGCCAAGCACAGACCUUACAUGGCUUCUCUUCAGAUUAACUUUAAUCAUACCUGUGGUGGAUUCCUCAUCUCUGAUCAGUGGGUCUUGACUGCUGCACAUUGCUGGAAUUGGCCUGUCGAGAUAUGUCCACAGUUUCUGACAGUUGUGGUUGGUGUGCUUGACAUAACCAAGAGUACAAGCUCGAACCGCAUCAAAGUGAAGAAAUGCAUCCCACAUCUUGAAUCCUGCUCAAGAACUUCACGGAAUGACAUCAUGCUUUUGAUGUUAGAUAAAAAGAUAGAUCUAAACAACAAUGUUAAAACGAUAGAUUUACCAAAGGAAGGAGAAGAUGUAAAAGCAAGAAGUGUCUGUAGUGUUAUGGGCUGGGGAACAGUGAAGCCCAAUGGCAAUUUGAGUGCUCAACUACUGGAGGCAGACGUGUCUAUACAAAACCCUGCAGAGUGUCGAAAUCGAUGGGGAACUUUUUACAUAGACUCACAGAUGAUCUGUGUCCGUGGCAGAGGUGGAACCUGCCAAGGGGAUUCAGGAGGUCCUCUGGUUUGUGGAAACAUUGCAGUUGGUAUCACAUCUUUUGGUGGAAUCAUAUGUAAUUCACCCCAGGCACCUAAUGUGUAUACCAAGAUUUCAGCUUAUCUUCCAUGGAUUAAAAAAAACAUGAGAAAUGUUAAGUGACUUCAUGGAAAAUGAAAAAGAAGAAAUCUUUUCUUGAAUUGUCCCAUAAACCUUCUUUCAAUAAAAGUAUCACAUGGCAAGCAUC